AUGCAAAUGAAUCUCUUGUCAAUAAUAGUUACUCAAAUUGUUGGUGAAGUCUAUGAGACAUUUGAUAGCUCUAGGGAUAAAAUAAACAUUCCUGAAGAUUGUUUUACAGCUUCCAAUGAAAUUGAAGAUCUUAUUGCUUUUGAUUACGGUAUAGACAAAGACAAUACCUCCUUUAAUCAUAUAACAUUUGUUCAAAAUGCCCUCCUGACCUCUGAAAACGUAAAUGUCGAUUACAUAAACAUUAAAUUGAUGAACAAAAUUCCUGGGGAUUUAGUUAUAUAUACAAGUACUUAUGAAACGAUAACCGAAGAAGCGACAUUUUAUCCCACUGAAUUUUUAAACACUUUAAAUAUAUCAGGAUUACCCCCUUACAAACUUUCACUCAAAGUCGGGAUACCUAUAAUUCUAAUGGGUAAUUUAAAUUCUGCAUCUGGUUUGAGCAAUGGGACUAAAUUGAUUAUAACCUCUUUGCGACCAAAUAUAGCAGAUUUUAUUUCUGGUAGCUUUCUAACCACUAAAGUUUUUAUUCCAUUAGCUUAA
This is a messenger RNA of Gordionus sp. m RMFG-2023, 540 nucleotides long. RefSeq lists its product as uncharacterized. Gene Ontology annotation, biological process: DNA replication. The transcript has a single exon. The coding region runs from base 1 to 540 and encodes 179 amino acids. Lineage: Eukaryota; Metazoa; Nematomorpha; Gordioida; Chordodea; Parachordodidae. Gene Ontology annotation, cellular component: replication fork. The record is from RefSeq and is a predicted model, not a curated record.